Mercurialis annua (annual mercury) is the source of this 3712-nucleotide messenger RNA. RefSeq names its product ubiquitin C-terminal hydrolase 13-like. NCBI's taxonomy places the organism in Eukaryota, Viridiplantae, Streptophyta, Magnoliopsida, Malpighiales, Euphorbiaceae. Gene Ontology annotation, cellular component: nucleus; cytosol. The record is from RefSeq and is a predicted model, not a curated record. Gene Ontology annotation, biological process: DNA topological change; protein deubiquitination; regulation of protein stability. The coding region runs from base 141 to 3458 and encodes 1105 amino acids. Gene Ontology annotation, molecular function: protein binding; cysteine-type deubiquitinase activity; cysteine-type endopeptidase activity. The transcript has 32 exons.
UUAAGUGACUAGGUCUGAUAAAGGGGGGCCAAGUAAGAGGAUGGUUUGUUUAGUGGUUGAACAAGGAAUUGGCGUCGAAGGAAACUAAAUCCCCUUCAUCCGCUUACGCUCUCUAAUCGCUAGUCUUGGAUCACAGUAGCAUGACUCUGAUGACUCCUCCGCCGUUAGAUCAGCAGCAGGAGGACGAUGAGAUGUUAGUCCCGCACAGCGACUUCGUGGAAGCUCCUCAGCCUAUGGAAGUUGCAGCAGCUGAUGAUCCUCCGUCGGCGAGGUUCACUUGGACCAUCGACAACUUCUCAAGGCUUAAUACCAAGAAGCUUUACUCUGAUGUUUUUGCUGUUGGGGGCUACAAAUGGCGGAUUCUUAUUUUUCCCAAGGGCAACAAUGUCGACCAUUUGUCCAUGUAUCUCGACGUUGCGGAUUCUACAACUUUGCCAUACGGCUGGAGUAGAUAUGCUCAAUUUAGUUUGUGUAUUGCCAAUCAAUUACAUCAAAAGUACUCCAUCCGCAAAGACACACAACAUCAAUUCAAUGCACGUGAGAGUGAUUGGGGAUUCACUUCAUUCAUGCCACUUGGGGAAUUGUAUGACCCUGGUAGAGGCUAUCUUGUUAAUGACUCAUGCAUAGUGGAGGCUGAUGUUGCUGUCCGCAAGGUCGUUGAUUACUGGUCUCAUGAUUCUAAAAAGGAGACUGGUUAUGUUGGGCUUAAGAACCAAGGAGCUACUUGCUAUAUGAACUCUCUCCUUCAAACCCUGUACCAUAUUCCCUAUUUUAGAAAGGCUGUGUAUCAUAUGCCAACAACUGAAAAUGAUAUGCCAUCAGGGAGCAUUCCUCUAGCUUUGCAAAGUUUGUUCUAUAAGCUUCAGUAUAGUGACACUAGUGUAGCAACAAAAGAGUUGACAAAAUCAUUUGGCUGGGACACAUAUGAUUCUUUUAUGCAGCAUGAUGUGCAAGAACUUAAUAGGGUUCUUUGUGAAAAGCUUGAAGAUAAAAUGAAGGGGACAGUUGUGGAGGGCACAAUACAACAAUUAUUUGAAGGCCACCAUAUGAAUUAUAUUGAGUGCAUCAAUGUAGACUAUAAAUCGACGAGAAAGGAAUCAUUUUAUGAUCUUCAACUUGAUGUCAAAGGCUGUCGGGAUGUUUAUGCUUCUUUUGACAAAUAUGUAGAGGUGGAGCGCCUUGAGGGUGACAAUAAAUAUCAAGCGGAACAACAUGGACUCCAGGAUGCUAGAAAGGGUGUCCUGUUUAUUGACUUCCCACCUGUUCUUCAACUUCAGCUGAAACGGUUUGAGUAUGAUUUCAUGCGGGAUACUAUGGUAAAGAUAAAUGACCGCUAUGAAUUCCCUUUGCAACUUGAUCUUGAUAAAGAAGAUGGUAAAUACUUAUCUCCUGAGGCAGACAGAAGUGUCCGAAACCUGUAUACUCUCCACAGUGUUUUAGUUCAUAGUGGCGGUGUGCAUGGUGGGCACUACUAUGCUUAUAUUCGGCCAACCCUCUUGGAUCAAUGGUAUAAAUUUGAUGAUGAGCGGGUAACUAAAGAAGAUAUGAAAAGGGCACUAGAGGAGCAGUAUGGCGGUGAGGAAGAGUUACCGCAAGCAAAUCCUGGCUUCAACAACUCACCCUUCAAGUUUACAAAAUAUUCAAAUGCUUAUAUGCUUGUAUAUAUACGUGAAAGUGACAAGGAAAAGAUAAUUUGUAAUGUGGACGAGAAGGACAUUGCAGAACACCUGAGGAUAAGGCUGAAGAAAGAACAAGAAGAGAAGGAACAGAAGAGAAAAGAAAAAGCAGAGGCUCACUUGUAUACUAUUAUAAAGGUUGCUCGUAGUGAGGAUCUACUUGCACAGAUUGGGAAGAACAUUUAUUUUGAUCUAGUGGAUCAUGACAAAGUUCGUAGUUUCCGUAUCCAGAAACAGACGUCCUUUAAUCAAUUCAAGGAAGAGGUUGCCAAAGAGUUUGGUAUAUCAGUUCAUUGUCAACGUUUUUGGUUGUGGGCAAAACGCCAAAACCACACAUAUCGGCCGAAUCGACCGCUAACUCUUCAGGAGGAAGCACAAUCUGUUGGACAAUUGAGAGAGGUUUCUAAUAAAGCGAAUAAUGCGGAGCUGAAGUUGUUCCUUGAAGUUGAGCUUGGACAAGAUUUGCAGCCUACCCCUCCACGUGAGAAAACUAAAGAGGAUAUCCUCCUCUUCUUCAAACUCUAUGAUCCAUCUAAAGAGGAGCUCCGAUAUGUUGGGAGGUUGUUUGUAAAGGGGGCUGGCAAGCCGUUGGAGAUAUUGAUGAAGCUAAAUGAAUUGGCUGGCUUUGCUUCUGAUCAAGAGAUUGAACUUUAUGAGGAAAUAAAAUUUGAACCUAAUGUCAUGUGCGAACACAUUGACAAAAAGCUUACAUUUCGUGCUAGUCAGCUUGAAGAUGGAGAUAUCGUUUGCUUUCAGAAACCCCCUCAAGUCGGAAGUGGUGAACAAUUUCGUUACCCUGAUGUGCCAUCGUUUCUUGAAUAUGUGCAUAAUCGUCAGGUUGUUCGGUUUAGAUCUUUGGAGAAACCGAAGGAGGAUGAAUUCAGCCUCGAGUUAUCAAAGCUCCACAAUUAUGAUGAUGUUGUUGGAAAAGUUGCUCACCAUCUUGGCUUAGAUGACCCAUCCAAAAUUAGGCUUACUUCUCAUAAUUGUUAUUCUCAACAACCUAAACCUCAACCUAUCAAGUACAAGGGAGUUGAUCAUUUAUCUGAUAUGCUGGCCCACUAUAAUCAGACAUCCGACAUCCUAUACUACGAGGUACUGGAUAUCCCUCUUCCAGAACUGCAAGGCUUGAAAACCCUGAAAGUUGCUUUUCAUCAUGCCACCAAGGAUGAGGUGGUGAUUCAUACUAUUAGAUUGCCAAAACAGUGCACCGUAGGUGAUGUUAUUUCUGACCUUAAGACAAAGGUCGAGUUAUCUCAUCCCAGUGCAGAGCUUAGAUUGCUUGAGGUUUUCUACCACAAGAUUUACAAGAUCUUUCUGCACAAUGAAAAAAUUGAGAAUAUCAAUGAUCAAUACUGGACAUUACGAGCAGAAGAGAUUCCAGAAGAGGAAAAAAAUCUUGGUCCUAAUGAUCGAUUGAUUCAUGUCUAUCAUUUUAUGAAAGACCCGGCUCAGAAUCAGCAAAUUCAGAAUUUUGGGGAACCGUUUUUUCUAGUCAUCCAUGAGGGUGAAACAUUAGGUGAAGUUAAGCUGCGGAUACAGAAAAAACUGCAGGUUCCUGAUGAGGAGUUCAUUAAGUGGAAGUUUGCAUUUUUGUCACUGGGGCGUCCCGAGUAUCUUCAAGAUUGCGAUAUUGUAUCGAGUCGGUUUCAGAAAAGGGAUGUGUAUGGUGCUUGGGAGCAGUAUCUUGGGCUGGAGCACUCUGACAAUGCUCCUAAAAGGUCAUAUUCGGCUAAUCAGAAUCGGCACACAUUUGAGAAGCCGGUCAAAAUCUACAAUUAGUACUCAUACAGGCAUUUGAGCAGUGUUGCAAAUUAUAAUUAGGAGAGAGCUGAGUGUAAUUCUUUGAUGUAGGGUAUAGUUUUUUUUGACUCAAUUCUGUUUGUAAUUUUAUUAGUACAUAAGAUUUUGUUGUAUAGAGGGUAUAGGUGUGUAUACUUGAUUUUCCGUGUUGUGUUUUAUUUCUAUGCCUGUAUAAUAAUAAAGCUUUCAUCUGAGACUUGCUGCUGCAAAUACCAAACGAAUUUUGAUACCAA